Molecule: messenger RNA, 1452 nt
Organism: Lasiosphaeria miniovina
Lineage: Eukaryota; Fungi; Ascomycota; Sordariomycetes; Sordariales; Lasiosphaeriaceae
Product: cytochrome P450
Exons: 3
Coding region: 1-1452 (483 amino acids)
Molecular function (GO): iron ion binding; heme binding; oxidoreductase activity, acting on paired donors, with incorporation or reduction of molecular oxygen
Source: RefSeq, a predicted model, not a curated record
AUGACAAACACACACGUAUGGUUGCCCGUCGAGCUUAAGAAUCAGAAACUCUCUCCUGAUAACUGUUGUUGCAUUAGAGACAAACACAGCCACGCGAUCUACACGCUCCGCUUCCCCGGCGUGCGCAUGUACGUGGUCAACGCUCCGCGGCUGAUCCCGCUCAUCGAGCGCCAGACGGCCACGCUGUCGUUUGCGCCCGUCGAGUCGGCGGCGACGGCGGCCGUGCUGGGGACGAGCGACGCCACCAACCGCAUCAUGGCCGCCGACCCGGCCAGCCCGGACAACCACUUUGCCGUGUUCCGCAAGACGGUGAGGCCGGUACUGGCGCCCGGCCCGUUCCUAGCCGCCAUGUUCAUGCGGUCCUUUACCACCAUGUCCCGGUCACUGGACGUGCAGUUUGGGGGAGGACGCGCCGGCGUGACGACGAAGCUGCUGGCGUGGACCGGCCGCGAGAUCACGCUGGCCGGCACGACGGCCGAGUACGGCGAGGCGAACCCGUUUAGCGAGCCAGACGUGUAUCAGGCAUGGCAGACAUUCGUCUCGGGCCUCCCGCUCUUCGUCAGCGGCUUCUACCCGCACAUAUUCGCGCGGCGCAGCUUCGCGGCGCGCGAGUUUCUCGUCUCGCGAUUCGCGCGCUAUCUGGGCGAGGGUAGCCAUCUCGCGUCUGGCGGCAGCUCGGGCGCGGUGCUGGCGCGGCUGCGGCACAACGCCGCGGCGGGCAUGCCGUUUGCCGACUCGGCGCGCGGCGAGGUGGGCGCGUGCAUGGCGCUGCUCAACAACACCAUCCCCGGCAUGUUCUGGGUCGUGUACCACAUCUUCUCCGACCCCGCCGUGCUGGCCGACGUGCGCGCCGAGCUCAUGGCCACGGCGGUGACGGACGAGUCUUGCUGCGUGCUCGACGUCGAGCGCGUGCGCACCGCAUGCCCGCUGCUGCAGUCGACCGUGUGCGAGGUGUACCGCUUCCGCGGCAUCGGCACGGGCAUGGUGAGGGUCGUGGUCCGGGACGACGUGCUCGACGGCCGGCAUCUGCUCAAAAAGGGCGGCCUGGUCUUUGCCCCCAACAGCCUGCCGCACUUUGCGCCGGCCCUCUGGGGACCUGACUGCGACCGCUUCGACCAUCGGCGUUUUCUGAGGGGUGGUAGUGCUGCUGGAGGAGGCAACGAUAUCAAAUCGGUGAGUUCUUCGGCGCUGCGCAUCUUUGGCGGCGGCACGGCGCGCUGUCCCGGCCGACACUUUGCCGGCGGCAACUUGCUCAUGUUUGCCGCCAUGCUUGCCCUCCGUGCCGACAUCCGGCCGGUGGACGGUGAGGCGGCCUGGGCCGGGGUCACGGUGAGCAAGUCGUUCGGGCUGGGUAUUGCGACCGGCUUUGUCGAGCCAGACAGGGACAUCGACGUCGUGGUGGCGCCGGUUGGGGGCCAGCCAUGGCACCUAGAGUUCCCCCCUGGGCCUUGA